UAUUUACACUUUUCUUUCUCUCUCUUUGAAAAUCUAACUAAGAGCUCAAUUUUAUUCCGGCCAGUCCUAGCCGGCGGUUUGAAUACUCCGGCGCCCAAAUGGGAAUCGAAAAGGCGAUGAGCCUUGAAGGAAUCAAGAACGAGUCUGUUGAUCUGGAGAAGGUUCCUAUCGAGGAAGUCUUCGAGCAACUGAAAUGCUCUAGGGAAGGUCUGUCGACAGAUGAAGGAAACAACAGGCUUCAGAUUUUUGGUCCAAACAAGUUGGAAGAGAAAAAGGAAAGCAAGUUCCUCAAGUUUCUCGGGUUCAUGUGGAAUCCACUUUCAUGGGUGAUGGAAGCCGCGGCCAUAAUGGCCAUAGCUCUUGCAAACGGUGGUGGAAAGCCACCGGAUUGGCAAGACUUUGUUGGUAUCUUUUGUUUGCUUUUGAUCAAUUCGACCAUUAGUUAUAUUGAAGAAAACAAUGCUGGUAAUGCUGCCGCAGCUCUCAUGGCUAACCUUGCGCCAAAGACUAAGGUGUUGAGAGACGGACGAUGGAGCGAGCAGGAAGCAGCCAUAUUGGUUCCUGGAGAUAUUGUAAGCAUCAAACUAGGAGACAUCAUCCCUGCAGAUGCUCGUCUUCUCGAGGGUGAUGCUUUGAAGGUUGAUCAGUCCGCCCUUACCGGAGAGUCACUUCCGGUGACCAAGAACCCUUACGACGAAGUCUUCUCCGGCUCAACAUGCAAACAAGGUGAGAUCGAGGCUAUUGUUAUUGCUACGGGUGUUCACACCUUCUUCGGUAAGGCUGCCCAUCUCGUGGAUAGCACCAACCAAGUCGGACACUUCCAAAAGGUUCUAACCGCUAUCGGAAACUUCUGUAUUUGCUCCAUUGGUAUUGGAAUGUUAGUCGAGAUCCUCGUCAUGUAUCCUAUCCAACAUAGGGCAUACCGGAGUGGUAUUGACAAUCUAUUGGUUCUCUUGAUUGGUGGUAUACCGAUAGCAAUGCCUACCGUGUUAUCCGUUACUAUGGCUAUUGGUUCACACAAGUUGUCUCAACAAGGUGCCAUCACCAAGAGAAUGACCGCCAUUGAAGAGAUGGCGGGAAUGGAUGUUCUUUGUAGCGACAAAACAGGGACAUUAACGUUAAAUAAGUUGAGUGUCGACAAAAACAUGGUCGAGGUUUUUGCUAAGGGUGUCGAUAAAGAACAUGUCUUAUUGUUAGCUGCAAGAGCUUCUAGGGUGGAAAAUCAAGAUGCCAUUGAUGCAGCCAUUGUGGGCAUGCUAGGUGAUCCGAAAGAGGCUAGAGCCGGCAUUAGAGAGGUCCAUUUCUUCCCUUUCAAUCCUGUGGACAAGAGAACCGCCUUGACAUACAUCGAGUCCGACGGAAGCUGGCAUCGGUCUAGUAAAGGAGCGCCCGAACAGAUAUUAGCACUUUGCAACGCGAAAGAGGAUCUAAGGAAAAAGGUUCACUCGAUCAUCGAAAAGUUUGCUGAACGAGGGUUGCGUUCUUUGGCUGUCGCGAGACAGGAAGUUCACGAGAGAACUAAGGAGAGUGCAGGUGGUCCAUGGCAAUUCGUUGGACUAUUGCCACUCUUCGAUCCUCCUAGGCACGAUAGUGCCGAGACAAUUCGUAGAGCUCUAAAUCUCGGUGUGAAUGUCAAAAUGAUAACGGGUGAUCAACUUGCUAUUGCUAAGGAAACCGGGCGAAGACUUGGAAUGGGAACAAACAUGUAUCCCUCGGCUACUUUACUCGGACAACACAAGGAUUCAAGCAUAGCUUCCAUUCCCGUGGAAGAGUUAAUCGAGAAAGCCGAUGGUUUCGCUGGCGUCUUCCCUGAACACAAAUAUGAGAUUGUAAAGAAAUUACAAGAGAGAAAACAUAUUUGUGGGAUGACGGGUGAUGGUGUUAACGAUGCACCCGCUCUCAAGAAGGCCGACAUUGGGAUUGCGGUUGCCGAUGCAACCGAUGCUGCCCGAAGUGCUUCUGACAUCGUCUUAACCGAGCCCGGACUUAGUGUUAUUAUAAGUGCAGUUUUGACAAGUCGAGCUAUUUUUCAAAGAAUGAAGAACUACACGAUUUAUGCGGUCUCUAUCACUAUCCGUAUUGUGCUUGGCUUCAUGCUUAUUGCUUUGAUAUGGAAGUUUGAUUUCUCACCCUUCAUGGUUUUGAUAAUUGCCAUCCUUAACGACGGUACGAUUAUGACAAUUUCGAAGGACAGAGUGAAGCCUUCUCCAUUGCCGGAUAGUUGGAAAUUGAAAGAGAUUUUUGCGACCGGAGUCAUGCUCGGUGGUUACCUGGCUUUAAUGACCGUUAUAUUCUUCUGGUUAAUGCACAAGACUGAUUUCUUCCCGGACAAAUUUGGUGUUCGAUCAAUAAGGGACAAUGAGUACGAGAUGAUGGCUGCUUUGUACCUUCAAGUCAGUAUAGUUAGCCAGGCACUUAUUUUCGUGACUCGAUCCCGUAGUUGGUCGUUUGUGGAACGCCCUGGUUUGCUUUUACUCGGCGCAUUCAUGGCAGCUCAGAUGAUUGCAACAUUAGUUGCUGUUUAUGCCGACUGGUCUUUUGCCAGGAUCAAAGGUUGCGGUUGGGGUUGGGCCGGUGUUAUAUGGAUGUAUAGCAUUGUCUUUUAUGUACCUCUCGACGUGAUGAAGUUCAUCAUCCGUUACAUACUAACAGGAAAAGCAUGGCACAACAUGUUGGAGAACAAGACUGCCUUUACUACGAAGAAAGAUUACGGACGAGAGGAAAGAGAGGCACAAUGGGCGCAUGCCCAAAGGACGUUACACGGCCUCCAACCGCCGGAAACUUCAACCAUCUUUAAUGAGAAGAGCAGCUAUAGAGAGCUCUCUGAAAUUGCUGAGCAUGCCAAAAGGAGAGCUGAAAUUGCAAGGCUUCGGGAACUCAAUACACUUAAGGGACAUGUUGAAUCCGUGGUGAAGCUGAAAGGGCUUGAUCUUGACAACAUCCAGCAGCACUACACCGUUUAAUAAACCAAAUUUGGAGUGACGAUGACGAAAAACUAUAACUCCUCAGCUUUGGAGGCGAGAGGUUAAAGUUAUCCAUUAAGAAAGAAAAAAGAAGAAAAUAUAAGUAUAAACCCUAGCUAGAUGCUUGUUCCUAGACUAUGGGAUUAACUUUGUGCUAUAAGUUUCAAUGGUUUUGAUCUAGUUUACUCUUUUUCACAUGUAAUCUUAAGUUGUUUCCAUAAGGAAAUUAGUACUAUGCUUGGCUUUAUAAAUUAAAGCUUCACAGCAAAAGAAGUUUUUACAUAGUUUCAAAAAACCCCUACUUUUCUCAUUCACAGUUUGUGGAGUUGACUUUUACUGUUAAAAGUCAAUGCUUUUCUUGGUAUAUAAGGAAAUAAUGUUGUUGUAAUGUAUGGGUGUGUAAAUGAAGUUAAUAUAAUAUUAUGGGCAAAUUGUUGACAUC
Impatiens glandulifera is the source of this 3405-nucleotide messenger RNA. RefSeq names its product plasma membrane ATPase 4-like. Gene Ontology annotation, molecular function: ATP binding; ATP hydrolysis activity; P-type proton-exporting transporter activity. Lineage: Eukaryota; Viridiplantae; Streptophyta; Magnoliopsida; Ericales; Balsaminaceae. The record is from RefSeq and is a predicted model, not a curated record. Gene Ontology annotation, cellular component: plasma membrane. Gene Ontology annotation, biological process: proton export across plasma membrane; regulation of intracellular pH. The transcript has 15 exons. The coding region runs from base 99 to 2963 and encodes 954 amino acids.